AUGACGAACACGCCUAAAAUCCUUGGUCUAACCUUUGACAACAAACACACCUGGAUUCCAUUUUUAAAAAACCUUAAAACAGAAUGCCUCAGAAGACUAAAUAUAUUAAAAGUCAUCGCAUCUAAAAAUUGGGGAGCUGAAUUUCAAGUCUUAAUCAAAUCAUAUAAAGCCUUAGUUCUAUCCAAGCUCGACUAUGGAUCAAUUGUAUAUAGCUCUGCAAAACCAAGUACUUUAAAAAUACUAUCGCCCAUACACAACGCGGGAGCCAGGAUAGCAACUGGGGCUUACUGCACUAAUCCGAUCACUGCGAUCUUAAGCGGAGCUAACAUCCUUAGAUGUCAGAAGACAACUUCAACGUUGAAGAAAUCGUUAGAAAUCAGAAGAAAACAACUGAGUUUAUCAUAUGCAGCAUCUAAAAUGUCAACGUCUUCAAAUCCUGUAUAUAAACAAAUAACAACCGACAACCUUAGCAGUGUUUUUGGAAAGAAACCUAAUCUACCGAAACCUUUGAAUUUUCGCCUAAGAGGAUAUCUAAUGGACCUAAAUAUCAACACACCACUCGUCGCACCGAGGAAACACUACAAAUCUCCACCGUGGACAAUAGAAACCCCCCUUAUAAUCGACAAAUUUUUAAAAGUAGGCAGAGAUAUUAAUCCUAACAUCGUUAAAACACUAUAUAUCGAAAUAACAAAUGAAUACCAAAAUCACAAACAAGUAUUUACCGAUGGUUCAAAAUCCCCCCAAGGGACCGGAUGUGCAGUAUGCCUCCCUGACAUAGAUCUAACAUUCAAACUUCCAGAUGGAUUUACAGUUUUUAGCAGUGAGGCAUUCGCAGUUCAAGAAGCCUUAAAGUAUAUAGAGAAAGAAACACACAACAAAUUUAUUAUAUUUUCAGACUCCAAAAGUGUAAUAUUGGCCUUACAAAACUGUGAAAGCAGCGACACAAUAAUCCGGAACAUCAUCGAACUAAAUGCUACACUUAGUCAGAAUGGAAAAGAAAUACUGUAUUCUUGGAUACCCUCCCACGUCAACAUUGAAGGCAACGAGAAGGCCGACAUAGCAGCAAAAGCUGCUGUUUCCAGCACAGCCGAAAUAAGCAACUAUUCUGUCUCCUACAAGGAUCUUCAGAAAUUUUUCAUUAAAGCGAUCACAGACUGGUGGAAUGAGGAAUGGAAACAUUCAAAACCGACAAAGCUUCACAAAAUAAGAGACAAUAUAAAUGAAAUACACCCAGCUUGGCGGCUAAACAGGAAAGAUCAAGUAAAGCUGACACGAUUAAGAAUAGGUCACACCAGCUGGUCGCACUCGUACCUCAUAACCAAAACCGAACCAAAUAACUGCGAUACCUGCAGGACUCAAAACUCCAUUGAACAUAUACUGGUUACCUGCCUAAAGUACAACACGAUAAAGACACAAUUUGAGUUACCCAAUUCACUGAGCGUACUACGAGAAGAGAACUCCGGCAAACAGACAUUAAGCUUCCUAAAAGAUAUUGGACUGUACCACUUAAUAUAG
Molecule: messenger RNA, 1515 nt
Organism: Hylaeus volcanicus
Lineage: Eukaryota; Metazoa; Arthropoda; Insecta; Hymenoptera; Colletidae
Exons: 1
Coding region: 1-1515 (504 amino acids)
Biological process (GO): DNA replication, removal of RNA primer
Molecular function (GO): RNA-DNA hybrid ribonuclease activity; nucleic acid binding
Source: RefSeq, a predicted model, not a curated record